Messenger RNA from Manis javanica (Malayan pangolin), 2016 nucleotides. Lineage: Eukaryota; Metazoa; Chordata; Mammalia; Pholidota; Manidae. The record is from RefSeq and is a predicted model, not a curated record.
AGUUGGCUGAGUGUAGCUCAUCUCCCGCAGCGCACUCCCAGGGCUUUGUGAGGAAAGAGUCGUCACCAUCCACAUCCUCAUUUUACCUCUGUGCAAACAGGCUUCAAGCUAAGGGGCUUGCUCGAGGCCUCCCUCUUAGGAAGGGGCAGGGCCGGUCUUAGAGCCAGGCCUGCCUCUUUGCAGUACUGUGCAGCCCCAAGCCUUUGCUUGGGCACGUGCUCCUCCUGGUGAAGCCGGGGUGGGGUCGUUAGAUGCUAAUGGCCCAGCGCCCAACCCCUCUCUCAGUGGUGCGGUCUGGCUUGCCCCACUUAAUGCCGCCAGGCACAGCCCUGGUCGGGAUUUUGAGUGAAGUCUUAAGGAAAGAAAGUUUCACCACCAGUUACCCAAGGUCUGAAAAUAGGAGAUAAGACAAAGUUACCUUGAUAGAGUAUUAGGACAAAGCAAACGAGAGUAAAUGCAGUGUAGUGAGAUUUUCUUAGCCUCCUUUAGUAUGUGGUUUAAUAGAUGGGGAAACAGGUUCAGAGACAUUCACUGUCCUAGGUUUACAGAGUUUGUGGGUGGAGUGGGGAUUCCAGCCUAGGUUUCUCUGCCUUUAAAACCUAUGCGCUUUAUAUGAUACCAUUUUUUUCAGUUGAUUACCUAAAUUUCUACUUAUAUGGUGGCUGCCCGGUGGAGACCAGUCGUUCUCAGAAUGUGGGCUCCAGACCAACAACACCAGCAUCAAGUAGAAUAUGUUAGAUACCACACAUUCGGAGGCCCCACCUUAGACCUGAGUUAGAAACUGGGGGUGGAGCCCAGCAUUUUGUUUUAACAAGUCUUCCUGGUGAUUCUGAUUCACACUACCAUUUGAGAACUUCUGUUGAUUCACCUGAGGAUCAUGUUAAAGUGCACAUUCUUUCAAUAGGUCUGGGAAGAUUCUGCGUUUCCCUGGGGAUGCUGAAACUGCUGGUCCACAGACAGUACUUGUAAUAGCAAGGGUGUAAACUAUACUUUAAAGAAGUGGUUCUCAAACUUGGGUGCACAUUAGAGUUACCUGAAGAGUUUUUAAAACAGGAACCUGGACCCCACCCCUGACUAAAUGACUCAGAACCUCUGGGGUAUGAUAGCCAGGUAGUAAGUCCCUGGGUAAUUCUAAUGUACAGUGAGGGUUCAGAAUGACUGGUGUGAGGUUUGGAGUCCAGAACCCAUGGAUUUGAAUCCCAGCACCUCCACUUACCAACUAUGUAACCUGGGGCAAGUUGCAGAACCUCUCUCUCCUGGCCAUAUUUUCCUUAUUGAUAGAAUGACUGCAGCGGUGUGGAAGAAUGGCGGUGAGCCACUCAGUGAAGGAGAGGACCAUCUCCGAGAACAGCCUGAUUAUCCUGCUGCAGGGCCUCCAGGGCCAGGUAACCACUGUGGAUCUGAGGGAUGAGAGCGUGGCCCAUGGACGCAUAGACAACGUCGAUGCUUUCAUGAACAUCCGUCUGGCCAAGGUCACUUACACGGACCGCUGGGGGCAUCAAGUUGAGCUGGAUGACCUCUUUGUGACAGGCCGUAAUAUCCGUUAUGUCCACAUCCCAGAUGAUGUGAACAUCACCUCAACCAUUGAGCAGCAGCUGCAGGUCGUCAAUCGGGUACGCAACUUUGGCAGCAAGGGCCAAGGCCGGCGGGAAUUUCCCUCCAAAAAGCAUAAAUGAGCCUGUCUCCUCAGCAAGCCCCAGUCCCCACUCAGGUUCCUCCAGAGGUCUGCUGAGCCAACUGCAGGCUAUACUUCCCUGCCUGGAAACUGGGAAGGGAAGGGCCAGCCCAGCAACUGGCAUCUGUAACAGACACCACCCAUCACAGCUGCCUUUACCAGGGUUCCACCUGUCAGACUCACCUGGGGACCCAGAAUCUAUUUAUCUGUCUGUGGCCUUGGGGUAGGUGAUAAUCCCUGCUUUUGAUCAUUUACAUCUGAAUCUCUGAUUUACUGAUUUAAGGAAUCUCAAAUAGUUGAAAACUUCUCCCAGUGAAAGUUAUUAAAUGUGCUUAGCUUGA